This is a messenger RNA of Adineta ricciae, 630 nucleotides long. Lineage: Eukaryota; Metazoa; Rotifera; Eurotatoria; Adinetida; Adinetidae. The record is from the annotation of a GenBank genome assembly.
AUGGUUGUUUCCCAUCAACUUACGCUUUGCUUCUUGCUCGUACUAUUCUCAUACGUUUCAUCGCAAAAUUACUAUCAGACACCGUUAACAUGCUAUACAAAAUAUGAACAUGAAGAGACAAGAAAUCAAGCAUCAAGUGAUGUGUUAAGCUAUGCAUAUUCACAAGCUGAAAUGACGCAAUAUGCCACACCCGAAGGCGAACAAUGUGCUACUGUUGGUUGUGCUUGUUUUAGCUAUCGAGCUGCGUGUUCUCAUUCAUCGUAUGACCCAAAUCAUUACUCUCCAUGUACGGACACCGAUCGUCGUAAUGGAAAUGUUAAAUGGCAUCGUGGUUUAACAUCAUUGAGGAAAUGUCAAGAGAUGCGUCAACAUUCUCAAAAGUAUCUCGAUUUAACUUGUUGUGCCACAGAUCGAUGUAAUGAUCAACCGGGAAAAGUUACGAAACUUGUGAAUUCCAAUACGCAAGUUCAACGCUAUGACGAUGCUGCUUAUCGAAAUACCGCAUAUGCCAAGAGUCCGAGUGAAUUGAAUGAUCAAACAUUACAAAAACAUAACUCACUUUCAUCUAUCUCUUUUUCAACUUUCAUAAUCUGCGUUGCUCUCAUUUUUUCCCGUUUGAUUACGAUCUAA